GGACCGGCGUGGCCGCGGGCGGGGACAGAUCACACUCCGUCGAGCAAGUGGACUAACCAGCCAUGCGUACCUCCACCCUGCUGUCCGUGGCCGUGCUGGCCGUGCUGGCCUGCCUGUGCGUCGCCCAGCCCUUGGAAGAGCUGCCCACACAGAGGGCGCCCAUCCCCGUGGAGAGGGCCGUGGUGCCCGUCGGCGAGGCCCAGCCCCACCACCGCGAGAAGCGAGGCCUCCUUCUCGCCAAGGGCCUCCUGCUGGGAGGUGCCCUGGGUGCCGGCGCUCUGGGACUCGGAGCCGUCGGUCUGGGGGCCGGAGCCCUCGGCGCUGGCGUCGUCGGUGCCGGCGCGCUGGGACUCGGAGCCGGUAUCAUCAAGGGUAAGGCCAUCGGUCUCGGCCUCGGCCACGGCUACGGCCACGGCUACGGUUACGGCCACGGCUACGGCGGCUACUACGGCGGCUACUCCGGCUAUGGCUACGCCCCCGUCUACUACAGUGCCCCGACCUACUACGCCGCCCCCUCGUACGGCUACAGCUACGGAGGGUAUGGCUCCUACUACGGGCACGGCGGCUGGUAAUUUUUCUACCCUCAACGCAUCCCCGUCCGAACCCCAGUACCUGCUAAAUUUAUUUUGUAAUUUAUAUAAAUAAAAAUCCUAAAAAGCAA
Messenger RNA from Thrips palmi, 661 nucleotides. RefSeq names its product pupal cuticle protein Edg-91-like. The transcript is spliced from 4 exons. The record is from RefSeq and is a predicted model, not a curated record. Bases 63 to 572 code for a protein of 169 amino acids. Lineage: Eukaryota; Metazoa; Arthropoda; Insecta; Thysanoptera; Thripidae.